AUGCAACUGGGAGAGUCGGGGACUAGCUGGACAUCACCAUUUGUUGUGGAUGGUGAAUUCUGCGUGGCAACCCUUCGGGAUAGAAUUGAAGGGGCUUCCUUCCCGACAUGCGACGGUGUAUUCCCAUGGCUCAAGACAAUCCCAUUAAAGGUAUUGGGUUUUGUAUGGCGGGCAAAACCAAAUCGUAUUCUUUUGGCUGAAGCUCUUAAGAACAAAGGAGUUGCACUGCCUUCGACUUUAUGUAGUGCUUGCAGUGAGGUGGAUGAAUCGGGGGACCAUAUUUUGGUGUUAUGCUCCAUAGCGAAGGAGAACUCCGCCGCUGCCUUCUCCGUCGCCGCCCUCUUCGUCGCUGCCUUCUGGGCUGAUUUCUUCGUCCUUGUCAUAAGAAAAAAUUUGGCGUUGAUUGAAAUAUUUCACAAUGAGUUUGUGAGAAAUGAUGCAAAGAUCUUUAGAUUUUGUCGAUCAAAAUGCCACAAGAACUUUAAAAUGAAGAGGAAUCCUCGCAAGGUGAAAUGGACAAAAGCUUAUAGGCGUUUACAUGGCAAGGACAUGACUCAGGAUUCGACAUUUGAAUUCGAGAGGAAACGCAACAGGCCAGAGAGGUAUGACAGAAACCUCACAGAAAACACACUCAAGGCAAUCAAAACAAUUGACAAAGUCAGAUUCCGUAGGGAGGAGACUCACCAUAAGAAUAGGAUGAAGGGUAAGGCUGCAAAGGAAAGAAAAGAGGCUAGAAAGGAACAUGAUGAGCAACUCCACAUGGUCAAAGCACCUGGUGCGAAAGAGUCAACUGCCACACCAGCUUCUAAGGUCAAAGUCAACGUUCAACAUGAAUCUGCUGAUAAUCGAAUGGAAGAAUGAUAUAUGUCAUAUGCUGUUGUGCUUUUAUGUUUCUGCAUUGUAAACACCCUUACAUUAUUCAAGUAGUUGAAUCUUUGAAACAAUUGGAGUUCAUCUCUCAAGUUUGACAUAUCAUUUAUUUGGUGUCUUUGAUAUGAAGUUAAUGACUACAUUAUUUAUAGUGUUGCACUUUCUAUGCAUUUGGUGUCUUAAUGACUACUUUUAGUUGCAUGUAGUAAAUUUAAAUGUGCUUCCUGUGGUUGG
Molecule: messenger RNA, 1104 nt
Organism: Lactuca saligna
Lineage: Eukaryota; Viridiplantae; Streptophyta; Magnoliopsida; Asterales; Asteraceae
Source: the annotation of a GenBank genome assembly